This is a messenger RNA of Megachile rotundata (alfalfa leafcutting bee), 1242 nucleotides long. RefSeq names its product elastin-like. The record is from RefSeq and is a predicted model, not a curated record. Lineage: Eukaryota; Metazoa; Arthropoda; Insecta; Hymenoptera; Megachilidae.
AUGGCAUUAAAAAAUGAAGAUGGUGAAGUAUCAAGGCGUCAAGAUAUUCAGAUCAAGGAGUAUGAAGAUUCGAUGGGUAUUCAAGUGUUCAGUAUUGGGAUAUUUGAUAUUGGAGUAUUUGGUAUCGGGGUAUUAGGGUUAUAUAGGGUCGUUGGUAUUAGGGUAUUUGGUAUUGGGGUAUUUGGUAUUGGGGUAUUUGGUAUUGGGGUAUUUGGUAUUGGGGUAUUUGGUAUUGGGGUAUUUGGUAUUGGGGUAUUUGGUAUUGGGGUAUUUGGUAUUGGGGUAUUUGGUAUUGGGGUAUUUGGUAUUGGGGUAUUUGGUAUUGGGGUAUUUGGUAUUGGGGUAUUUGGUAUUGGGGUAUUUGGUAUUGGGGUAUUUGGUAUUGAAGUGCUUGGUAUUUGGGUAUUUGGUAUUGGGGUAUUUGGUAUUGAAGUGCUUGGUAUUUGGGUAUUUGGUAUUGGGGUAUUUGGUAUUGAAGUGCUUGGUAUUUGGGUAUUUGGUAUUGGGGUAUUUGGUAUUGAAGUGCUUGGUAUUUGGGUAUUUGGUAUUGGGGUAUUUGGUAUUGAAGUGCUUGGUAUUUGGGUAUUUGGUAUUGGGGUAUUUGGUAUUGAAGUGCUUGGUAUUUGGGUAUUUGGUAUUGGGGUAUUUGGUAUUGGGGUAUUUGGUAUUGGGGUAUUUGGUAUUGGGGUAUUUGGUAUUGGGCUAUUUGGUAUUGGGCUAUUUGGUAUUGGGGUAUUUGGUAUUGGAGCAUUUAGUAUUGGGGUGCUCGGUAUCGGGAUAUUUGGUAUUGAGGUAUUUGGUAUUGGGGUAUUUGGUAUUGGGGUAUUUGGUAUUGGGGUAUUUGGUAUUAGGGUAUUUGGUAUUGGGGUAUUUGGUAUUGGGGUGCUUGGUAUUGGGGUAUUUGGUAUUGGGGUAUUUGGUUUUGGGGUGCUUGGUAUUUGGAUAAUUGGUAUUAGGGUGCUUGGUACUUGGGUAUUUGAUAUUGGGGUAUUUGGUAUUCAGGUGCUUGGUAUUUGGGUAUUUGGUAUUGGAGUGUUUGGUAUUGAGGUGUUUGGUAUUGGAGUGCUUGGUAUUUGGGUAUUUGGUACUGGGGUGUAUAGCAUUUGGGUAUUUGGUACUGAGGUGUAUAGUAUUUGGGUAUUUGGAAUUGGGGUAUUUGGUAUUUGGGCAUUUGGUAUUGGGGUAUUUGGUAUUGAAGUGCUUGGUAUUUGGGUAUUUGGUAUUGCUAUAUUUGAUAUUUGA